AAUGUUUAUUCACAAUACAGGUUCCUAUAAGGUGUCAGGACGUGGCGGUCUAUUUCUCCAUGGAGGAGUGGGAGUAUGUAGAAGGACACAAGGAUCAGUACAAGGAUCAGGUGAUUAUGGAGGAUCAGCAGCCCCUCACAUCACCAGUCAGAUCCAGUAAGAGAACAGCACCAGAGAGGUGUCCCCGUCCUCUUGAUGAACAGAAUAUGGAGGACAUUACUACAGGGAAAGAUCUGAUCUAUAUUAAUGCUACAGACAUAAAGGAAGAAGAAGAGACUGAUGUGAGCGGUAAUGAGCAGUAUAAGGAGGACAUUCCUGCAGGGAAAAAUCUGAUCAAUAUUAAUGCUACAGACAUAAAGGAAGAAGAAGAGACAGAUGUGAGUGGUGAUGAGCAGUGUAAGGAGGACAUUCCCACAGAGAAAGAUCUGAUCUAUAUUAAUGCUACAGACAUAAAGGAAGAGGAAAAGACAGAUGUGAGCGGUGAAGAGCAGUAUAAGGACAACAUUCCUACAGGGAAAGAGCUAAACAAUAUUAAUGCUACAGACAUAAAGGAAGAAGAAAAGACAGAUGUGAGUGAUGAUGAGCAGUAUAAGGAGGACAUUCUGACAGGAAAAGAUCUGGAUAAUAUUAAUGCUACUGAUAUGAAGGAAGAAGAGACAGAUGUGAGCGGUGAUGAGCAGUAUAAGGAGGACAUUCCUACAAGUAACCACCCAUAUUCUUGUACCAGGAGAUCAGAGGAGAAUCUUAUAUCUUCAGAUUACAAAGCAGAUGAUGAUAUCACACAAGAUACAUAUGAAGAACAUUCCAUUAUCCCAGAUACACCCUCAGCCCUUCACAGCCAAGAUCUGUCAUCUCAUCCUUAUAUACAGGUCCUGUCAUCUCAUUCAUCACAGGAUGUUCAGCAAAAAAACGGUCACAGAAGGGAUGUUGGACAUCAACGAGCUCAUACAGAAAAGAAACCAUAUUCAUGCUCAGAAUGUGGGAAAUGUUUUCCUUUUAAAUCACGUCUUGUUGUACAUCAAAGAAAUCACACAGGAGAGAAGCUAUUUUCAUGCUCAGAAUGUGGGAAAUGUUUUCCUUUUAAAUCCGGUCUUGUUGUACAUCAAAGAACUCACACAGGAGAGAAGCCAAUUUCAUGCUCAGAAUGUGGAAAAUGUUUUACUCGGAAAUCACAUCUUAUUCAACAUCAAAGAACUCACACAGAAGAGAAGCCAUUUUCAUGCUCAGAAUGUGGAAAAUGUUUUACUCGGAAAUCACAUCUUAUUCAACAUCAAAGAACUCACACAGGAGAGAAGCCAUUUUCAUGUUCAGAAUGUGGGAAAUGUUUUACUUUAAAAUCAAGUCUUGUUCAACAUCAAAGUGCUCACACAGGAGACAAGCCAUUUUCAUGUUCAGAAUGUGGGAAAUGUUUUACUCUGAAACCAAAUUUUAUUAAACAUCAAAGAACUCACACAGAAGAGAAGCCAUUUUCAUGCUCAGAAUGUGGGAAAUGUUUUACUGUAAAAUCAAGUCUUGUUCAACAUCAAAGAGCUCACACAGGAGAGAAGCCAUUUUCAUGUUCAGAAUGUGGGAAAUGUUUUACUGUAAAAUCAAGUCUUGUUCAACAUCAAAGAGCUCAUACAGGAGACAAGCCAUUUUCAUGUUCAGAAUGUGGGAAAUGUUUUACUGUAAAAUCAAGUUUGGUUCAACAUCAAAGAACACACACAGGAGAUAAGCCAUAUUCAUGUUCAGAAUGUGGGAAAUGUUUUACUUUUAAAUCCGGUCUUGUUGUACAUCAAAAAACUCACACAGGAGACAAGCCAUUUUCAUGUUCAGAAUGUGGGAAAUGUUUUACUCUGAAACCAAAUCUUAUUCAACAUCAAAAAACUCACACAGAAGAGAAGCAAUUUUCAUGCUUAGAAUGUGGGAAAUGUUUUACUCAGCAAUCACAUCUUAUUCGACAUCAAAGAACUCACACAGGAGAGAAGCCAUUUUUAUGUUCAGAAUGUGGGAAAUGUUUUGCUCUGAAAUCAAGUCUUGUUGUACAUCAAAGAACUCACACAGGAGAGAAGCCAAUUCAGAGCAGUAAAUGAUGCAGAUAACACAUCUAUAUAUUAUCCAUGUACAUAGGAUAUCUGACAUUUAUACAUAUAUCAUAUGCUGCAUCUCCAAACUUGUUACCAAUGGUUAAUAAAAGUUUUCUUUCUUAUAUUAUUUAUUAUUCUUAUAAUCAUCUCCGCACACUGGACUUAUAAUAAAUGUAAUAUUGUCCCUGCCGUUGUAUAUAGGGAAUGUAACGCGUCAGUGUUGUCCCCGCCCCCUUCUCAUUAUGAUUAUAGAGACUUUAAUUCAAGGCAUCAGACAGGAUCCGCGCGUCUCCCUUGAAGACCGUCUCUUCUGAACAUAAGACGCUGCAGAUACUUUUAUUUAUCACAAACCCUAGACGAGCGUUUCCCGUCUUGACGUCUAUUUUCCGUCUCAAAUCUUAAAAUCCAUUUUUCUAUAUGAGAAGUCGUCAAUAUCUCAGCGUCCCCCGGGUUCAGUAAACAUCGGUGUAAUUCUUUUCCUUUUCUUUUUCCUCCCCGGGGUAUAAAAUCCCUAGAGAUCUGAUCACAUCUGGUACAAGAUCUCUUUACUUUACACUUUGCGCCAUUAUUACACAGAUUGAAGACCCAGUUACACGCUCGUAAAUUCCCAUAUAUGUCGUGGAUUGGAAGGAAAAAGAUUCUUAAAUCUUAUAAUUACCAAAAAUACUAUUUGCUACAGUCCGUCCCUAUCAUAGUACGGAAUUGUUAUUUUUCUUCUAUCCGAUGGUUAUUUUGUAAUUUUGUUAUGAUUCAGAAGAGACCACGUGUCCCGUAUAGACGCUCACCCUGAAGACAUUAGACGGCGGUUUUGUGUUUCCGGAUUUACACACUUAUUAUAAAUCUUUUCCUUCGUCUGGAUUAUUAGAGCUCGUUAGCUCUUCUUUUUCUCAUCCUCCCCUUUAUAUUCCUCCUCAUGUGGAUAUGGAAUUCUCCUCAGUCCCUCCUUCUAUAGGGCCCAUUUUGUGGCCCCCGCACUCCUCCUUGGCCUCUCUAGUUCUUUCCUCUUUUAUAUAUAACUUUGUCGGUAUUACGAGACUGCUCUACGACUGAUUCUGAUUUCCCUUCUCCCCUAACCCCACUUUCUUUAUACCCUAUGGUUAUUACUAAACACAUUUUCCCUAUUCCCCUUUGUGGGAACGUUUACAUUCUUUUACGUUACGAGAUUUAUAUUCUUCUACUAAGACUUUGGCCAUAGAGGAAUCUCAGGCUUUCUGGGGUUUUAUAAGUAAAUUUAUCUUUACUCUCCAAUGUUUUAAGCAUUAUACUAACAUACGUCCCCAAAAUUGGUUAGAGAGAUUGUAUUUAUUUCCUAAAUAAUAAUACUAUCUAAGCUUUAUUCUUAUUUGA
This is a messenger RNA of Hyla sarda, 3413 nucleotides long. RefSeq names its product oocyte zinc finger protein XlCOF22-like. The transcript has 3 exons. The record is from RefSeq and is a predicted model, not a curated record. Bases 60 to 2072 code for a protein of 670 amino acids. Gene Ontology annotation, cellular component: nucleus. Lineage: Eukaryota; Metazoa; Chordata; Amphibia; Anura; Hylidae. Gene Ontology annotation, molecular function: DNA-binding transcription activator activity, RNA polymerase II-specific; RNA polymerase II cis-regulatory region sequence-specific DNA binding. Gene Ontology annotation, biological process: regulation of transcription by RNA polymerase II.